AUGGCCGUCUCUGGGGAAUCCACAAUAACAUUCUCAAUCCAGUCUAUAAUCAACGACACCACCAGCUACGAGCAUACUAAACAUCCUUACUAUCCACUGGAUGCUAGCGUUGCCGGCUAUGUGGCUAAUGAGUCGACUGUCUUGUCACUCCUGGGUUCUUUCGUUGCUGGUUGCAUGGCACUUUUCGGUUUUACCUAUCUGGUUGUCAGAAAGGUGAAUCCCAGACUGUCCACCACUGAAAUCAGUACCGUCAUGUGGUUUGUUCUGUGUGGCUGCAUACACUUGUUCUUCGAAGGUUACUUUGCAUAUAAUCAUACGAACAUGGGAGGAUUGCAGACGUUCUUUGGACAGCUUUGGAAAGAGUACGCAUUGUCAGAUUCCAGGUACUUGACACAAAAUGUGUUUGUGUUCUGCGUCGAGGCCAUGACUGCCGUGCUAUGGGGUCCACUCAGCUUUGUGGUUGCGGUGUUGAUUACGAUUGACCAUCCACUAAGACAUCCGCUCCAAGCGGCAGUGAGUCUUGGGCAAUGCUAUGGUGAUCUUCUCUACUACGCUACCAGUAUGGCCGACUACUACUAUCUUUCCAUUGAGUACUCGCGACCAGAGGCAUAUUAUUUCUGGGCUUACUUUUUUGGAGCCAACUUCGUUUGGAUCGUGAUACCUUUUGUCUUACUGUACAACAGUGUCAAGUUCAGCGCCGAUGCAAUUCGACAAACACAAACACUUGGAAUCUCGAAGAAGACCAUAGAGCUAGGAAACUAG
Aureobasidium subglaciale EXF-2481 is the source of this 762-nucleotide messenger RNA. RefSeq lists its product as uncharacterized. The record is from RefSeq and is a predicted model, not a curated record. NCBI's taxonomy places the organism in Eukaryota, Fungi, Ascomycota, Dothideomycetes, Dothideales, Saccotheciaceae. Gene Ontology annotation, molecular function: C-8 sterol isomerase activity; cholestenol delta-isomerase activity; steroid Delta-isomerase activity. The transcript has 4 exons. Gene Ontology annotation, biological process: sterol biosynthetic process. The coding region runs from base 1 to 762 and encodes 253 amino acids. Gene Ontology annotation, cellular component: membrane; endoplasmic reticulum.